AUGGCUUCUUCGAGUGACGGCACCGCUUCACCCGCCAAUCACGACAGCAGUGGCGCAGAGCAGACUCAGAGCCAGCUUGUCGUCAAGCCCAGUCAAGAAGAGUUCGAUUAUGAGAUUUGGCGCGAGGGAAACCGCACAACGCAUGUGAAAUGCUACAGUAACACUGGCAAACCAUUCAACGAGCGCGAGUUGAGUGGAAUGUACACGCAGUAUAUCAAGCUCGUGUCUCCAUUUCCGUUCCAGGUGCUCCACACACUGCCGCGCGAGCUCAGAGAUGAGAUAUACACCUAUGCCAUGGUCCAAGGAAUCCUUCCAUCGGAAUUCACGAGAAAAAAACGCUUAAACGACGGCAUGAUCCACUUCUCUUAUAUUUCAUCAUCGCCAAUCAAUACGCCGCAUUACAUGCAUCUCAAGCCACUUAAAAGCAACAGCACGAGCAACAAAAAGCUCAAAGAGUACAUCAAGCAGAAGCAAAGCCUUACGCCAGGUUUGCUUGUCACCAGCCACCAGAUUUACCGAGAAGCAUUGCCAAUCCUCUACGGGUCCAACAAAUUCGUGAUGAACGCAGACGAAGUAUUGCCCGCUAUGAUCACGCAAUUUGGAAAUUAUGGCAACCACCUGCGAAGUCUCCAUCUGACCCGAUUUUGGGAGGCUUCCGGCGUUGGAAAGUACAUGGAGCCUCUUGUUCACUUGCAAUCCUUAACUGUGGAUUGCUCUUCUGAUCUUUUCGAUCAAGCACAAGACAUCGCACUUAUCGCCGGCAUAUUCUUCGACAAGACAUAUCGUUGGAUUCGAGGAGUAGCUUCGGCACACGAGGACGAGACGUAUGCUGCAAACUUAGUCGUCAUCAACUGUAAUAGGGAUUGCACUUUCGAAUGCAAAAUAGGGUUUUGGCAAAACUGGAGAAGAUGCGUUAUGGCGGACGCAUUUCAAUGCGAGCUCAAGAAGAUAAUACUUGCCCGCUCCAGUGUCUCUUUGCCGCUACUCAAGCUUCCACGCAAGGUUCGAGAUCUGGUGUACCAGUAUGCCAUGGUAUACACUCCCCCGGCGACUGUACAGCUUAACGAUGGUGUCAUCAACAUUGAAAUUGAUAAGGAGCGUGGUCCUUUAAGAAAAAUAUUGGAUUGGGAUGACGAUGAAUUCAGAGAGGUAAACGUAUAUGAUGGAUUCUUAUGGAGUGAGAGCCUCACGCCUGGCCUUCUUCGCGUCAAUCGUCAGAUAUACCAAGAGUCCGUUCAGAUACUAUACGGGAAGAACAGAUUCGAGCUCGAAGGUUCCGAAUCAGCUAAGGAGUGGCUCGACCGUAUCGGAUACUCUCACGUUUACCUGCGAGAUGUCAACAUUUGCUACCUUCCAGACGACCGCACUAUCUUUUACAAGCUCCUUCAUGUUGAUCGUCUAAGCUUCUACGAUUUUUCCUCGCCUGAUUUUGAUGGAAGCAUGUCCGGCUCGCCAGAGGAGAAGGCGGAAAUGUUCUUUGCGCUUGCUGGCCACUGGAUUGAGGGUGUUGGAAGCUUCCGAGGAGGAAGAGCUGCGGCCAUUGAUCGGAUUCACCCUUCUGCUCCCGUGUCCGAGGACGAGGAAGAACAGUGGGUGAGCAGAUUUAGGGUGGAGCUCAAGAAAAUCUGCGGUUGA
Messenger RNA from Lasiodiplodia theobromae, 1635 nucleotides. RefSeq lists its product as uncharacterized. The record is from RefSeq and is a predicted model, not a curated record. The transcript is spliced from 4 exons. The coding region runs from base 1 to 1635 and encodes 544 amino acids. Lineage: Eukaryota; Fungi; Ascomycota; Dothideomycetes; Botryosphaeriales; Botryosphaeriaceae.